UGACGGGUGACGGCUCACGAGGGGACCGUGACGAGGGGUUUUGUCCCUGCAAGUGUCGCCAGGGACCCCUCGCCCAGCCCCGUCUCUGUACAACCGCAGGGAAGGGGGUGUCAGGUCUUGCUGUGACUUGAGAACGUGCGGGGUUUAACGGCUUAAUUCCUGCUCCGCAGUAUACCAAAAAAGCAUGCCUUCGUGGGAGCGAAGUUUCCGACUUAUUUUCCAGGAUUCUCUGUGUUUAAUUUUAAAAUGCAGGAAACCAAGUGUAAAAGACGUUAGCGUCUUAAACUUCGCCAAGUUAGGCUUUACUAAUGCUAACUAAUAUUUAUUGCAAUGUUUAUUAUAGCAAAGCAAUGACAGUGUGAUCGAGGUUCACAUAUUUGAUGCUAAUGUGAAGUUUGUCAUAGGGUAAAAGCACAGCGUCAUAGUUCCUUACUCCUGAAACAUCUGUGGUGAGGUGACAGGGAGCUGUCAUUACAGGAGAGCAAAGAAUGACUCAGUGUUUGGUUCUCAAAAUCCAUCACUAACAAUGCACAGACAAUCAAAGGUUGUAAACGUUACCCUGAAAGUUAAAGGUAAUGAGAGUAGAAACACUGAAGAGAAGGAAGAGACCUCUUUCUCUGAUCUGUCAAAGGACCAGAAGAUUUGCAAAGUGACUGAAUCAAAAGCCACAAUGGCGUCUGAGAAGGAGAAUUUAAGCGAUGGGAGCCAAAUGCAGUUGCAAAAACUCACCCUGAAAUACUCCAAAGUCCUAGAGAAGGAAUCAUACCACAGCAGAAAGGAUGCUAGCUGUCCGCUUGCUGAAUGCUCUUUUGAUACACUAAAAGGGGAUGUGGUUGGUGAACCUUCCUGGCCUUUGAACAGUAAGGAGAAAUUUUCAAGAAGUGGACCUGGUUCACUGGGGGAUGAAUGCUGCUUGCCACCCAACAGGGACAAAGCGGAAGAAAAAUCCUGUUGUGGGAUAGUGGAGAAACAGAGGAGAAAAAUUGUUGACUUUGCAACUGUAACAACUGCUGAAUUUGGGAUUACUCAAGAAAGUUUUACUAGUCCAUCUAUAGGGAAGUCUCCAAAUGCAUUAAAGUUAAGACGAAGAUCAGCGAUUGGAGUACGAGGGUCACCAGAAAAUAAUGCCCUUAUUCAGUACCUUGCCCAGCAGAGAAGCAAUAGGCAAAAAGAAACUUUUACACAGCACGCUAGUCCUUUUAAACUUGCCAAGUCAUCGAAGAACAAAAUCAAUGUCUUUCAAACACCUUUGAAAUCAGUGCAAGAAGCUGAAGGGCAGAUGGACUUCUCUGGACUCUCACAAGCGUCUGGUGCUUCUCAGGAAGCAGACUGUGCUCAGAACAAAGUACCAUUCACAAAAAAGUGCAGUUUGGAUCAGCAGAGUGAAAAGUCUGUGUCUGACUACAGUGGAGCUGAUCUGAAAGAAAAUUUAAAACAGAACUUGACCUGUGGCAAUAAGUCUGAUUCCAAGAUGUGCACCGUCUUGUCCUCACACCAGGAUGUGACUGUCACCGAAACUGCUCUUUCUAAGGAAUGGGCUUAUAAGCAACACAACCCUAUUGAGUAUUCGGAUGCAAUUCUAAUAAGAGAUAUCUUAGAAACGAGCCAUGAUUUCAGUCCCGACCAUAUCAGUAAAGAAGUCAGAAGUAAUGUCAUAUCAGACCUACACAGAAAGAAAGUUAAUUUUGCAGAAUUGAGGCUGGAAAUCCAUGAUGAAAGCAAGCCACCUGUCACACCACUGCGAAUGGGAAGUGCUUCAUUAAAUGAACAUACACAGAGUGGCUCCCAGCUGCGAUCUGUACUGAAGAAAACGCCAACGAAAGAACUGACGGAUUCCGUUAAGGAAUACUCAACUGAUACUGUUGGCAGUGGAGGAAGAGAAUCUCUUACAGGCUCUGAAGUAAAAAUCUGUGAAGCAUUGCAAACAGAGAAAACUGAACAAUACAGCUCCAAAAAGCCAAAGAAGAAAAAAGUUACUUUUGGAGAAGAUCUCAGCCCAGAAAUAUUUGAUAAAACUUUGCCUGCAAAUACUCCCUUGCGCAAAGGAGCGACACCAGUCCGUCAUCCAGGAUCACAAAGCAAUAGCCCUUUUACCAGGUCAGGACUCCUUGAGGAGCCAUUAUCCCAGCCAAACUUUGAUUGCGAUGACCAGUGCGUUGAGCCUCUUGAAGAGUUACGAGAGGAUUCUGUUGCUGCAGAAGACAUCUCACCUGUUGAAAACACCACAGAGGUCACUGCUGUAGCUGCAGAGUCCGCCUAUUGUUUAGUAAAAGAAUCUGACAAAUCUUACACAAUAGCAACUCGUUCCUCUACUAAAAGGAAGUCUAGCACCCAUUCAGAUGGGGUUGAUCUUAGUACCCCAAGAGCCACGAGUACUAAGAAUGUUAAAGAUACCAAAAAUCCAAGGAAAAACAAGCUUCAAAGACCAAAGAAUAUUACCACAUCUGCUGCCAAAAAGACACAAAGAACAAAACAUACAAGCUCUGGGAAAAGAAGAAAGAGAAAAGUUAAAAAAUCCUUGUAUGGGGAAAGAGAAAUGGCUUCUAAGAAGCCUCUUCUGAGCCCUAUCCCUGAGAUUCCAGAAGUUCUCUCUUCUGCCUCAUCUCCAAGCUCACCAAAGGCAAAUGCACUUCCAGAGGAUGCAUUUUUAGAUUCGAAAUCCAGGAAUGGUCAAAAGGAUGUUCAAUGGAAGCAAGCAAUAGAAGGAAUGAGAGGGGAAAACAUCCCUGCUGUUCACGUGUGUCCAAUCUCUGAGGACCUGGACGUUGUAGAAAGCAGGAGCCCUGACAUUACGGUGUUUCAGGUGUCAGAUGGUGACCUGAAGUCGGUUUCUGGUCCUGAUCAUAAGUUUCCAAGCAUUGUACCAGACCCAAACUAUGUUUCUGACACACAUGACUGUUUCCAGCAAGCUGAAGAGACUGAGUGUUUAAAAGAGGAAAAAGGAAGUGACUUCUUGAUAGAAAACGAGAAAUUACAGGGAAAUUUCCCAAACAAGGAAGAUUGGCUAACAGGGCUAGAAUUUCCAGAACAGGACACUGGUAUACAUGAGAUUCUCCAAAACACUGGCCGUCCACCAAAAAGAUCUUCAAGAGCUAGACCAAGAAGAAGAAGCAGUACUGUCUAUAUUCCUCCUGUUGAAAAGUUCAAUUUUGAAACAAUUGGAAAUGACCUUCCACUUUCUUUUAAUGUGGAAGAAGUCUUAUCUGCUCCUCAGCUGAAAAAUAACUCCUCAGAAGGGCCUUUUAGAAGGAAAAAGGGUAGCAGCAGUGAAACAAGCAGGGUGAGACGCAGCAUGAGGCUACAAAAAGAUGCAGAAACAGAAGGACUGGCGUGGAUUCCAGUGCCCGAUGAGAUUCUAAAGAACCCUCCUCUGGUAGCUUCUGGUUGCAAAACCAGGAGAACGAUAAGCACAUCGGUCCUUAUGGAAUCUGAGAAUAUUCACCACAGAGAAGAAAACCUCAUCCAGUUUGCAGCGCCAGGGAAGGAGAACAGUGACCCUGUUAAUCUGGCUGAUGGUCCUUGCAGGAGAUGGAGGAGGAAGAGCAUGUGUGUAUCAACGCCUCAAGAAACAAGAACUUGGUCUCAAACCCGGAAAAGGAGCAUAGCAAAUUCUGUAUAUAGCAAGGACAGAAGGAACCAAAGACACUCUGAAGAAGCAGAGAUACCUGUUGAAAAUCAGGCUAACACUUAGUAAGGUUUCAGCUACCUCCCAUUUUCUAAGUGAAGACAUCAUCAGUUUUUCCCAAGACAAGAACUCCUAAGUCAUCUUGAAAGGAACUUCACUAAUUAAAGACUGUUCAUCUUGUACUGCUAUAGAAAUAUUAUGGAAUUUAUCAAAACAGUCUCCUUGAGGUUUUAUUUUGGCCUUUGUGUUUGUGUCACAAUGAAAAUUUUAGGUUUGGAAACAGGGUGGCAACAAACAGGUACUUGGGUUAAAUUUUGUCGUGAUAGCAGUAUGUUGGCUUGCCAGGAGAGGGCAGUCUGACAUGAGUUUUUGUGGUCAUAACUGAAUUAUUUUGAAAAUGUACAAAAUCUUUGAACAGAUGCUAGCUCAGAUUAUAAUCUAAAUUUAUUUGAGAUGAAAACUGCCUAAUAAUAGCUGCUACUUCUAACAUUCAAAAAGAAAAUCAGAACAGCAAGUGCACUAAGUACCAAAAUUUAUACUAGAGAGGUGAAAUGCUUAUGCACCAUAUUCAGAUAGGACUUCCUAUGUGGAAAUCACAUAGCACUCUUAAACACAGCAGAGCUCUGCAGUUGCUGCAGAGAUGUUAGGGUUUACCUGUUACAUCACAUCAAGCAGUGAGGGAAACCUCUUGAGACUGUGGGUGUCAGAUCCUGAGUACCAGCCGCAAAUGGUCAGGUCAAGUACAGAGACGUCCUGGAGGAAGGAGGCAAUAAACUAGCAUAUGUGACACAAGAGGGCUGAAUCUCCGAAGUGCUGCCUAGAACCUGCUUUUUGUGGUGCUGCUGUCCUAUGCAUCGGUCACAGCAGCAGUGGAAGUGUGUUUUCCCUCGAGGUUCCUUGAGUGGAUGUGUUAAGUGCACUUUAGAUGUGGAGUGAAGCGUAAGUAAAAUCAGAAAUAGAUGAGCAAGGCUAAGGGGAAGGAAAACCAAAGCUUGCAUUUGCCUCCUGGCACAACUUGGUUGAAAAGGGUUGAAUUGCGUAUAGAUGCUCGAUGGCAGUUUGCAUGGCUUGUGUGAGGGUGAGGUUGGAACCUGAAGAGAAAUAAAGGUUGCAGUAACUGGGUUUAAUCUGGAGAGGGCUUGAGAGGAGACAAGGCUUCAAUUAUGCAGAAUCUUAUUGUAGGAGGAGGUUAAUGAUCAGUUCUCCGUAUCUGUACUGGAGGGGACGAUAAACAAUGUUUUUAAAUUAGAAAAAAAUAUCUUUUUAAGCAGUAAGAAGCAGCUCCAGCACCAGAGAUGGCUGAGCAUAAGAAUACAUUGCCUUGGGAAGUUGUGAAAUCUCCAUCACUGGAGGCUUUUAAGAAUAGAUUAAACGCCUGUCAGGAAUAUGUGCUGUGACUUCUUCCUCUGAGGAAGAGCAUCUCUCUUGACUCCUGGAAUAGUGUAACCAGCAAUUUGAUGGCCGUGCUGCUCUGCAGGAAGGGUGACCAGCAGAGUGACCAGCACUGUUCCCUUUCCAGUUUUGCUUUUCCAAAACUGAGUUUCCAUAAACCUUUGAAUGACAGCAACUUCACUAUCUGCAUUCAGUGAACAGAAGUACUUUGAGUUGGUCUCUUGUCUUUGUUGCUGGGUGAGGGUAUAGGAAUGAAAAUUCAGGUAUAUGUGCAGACAAGUCCCGAGGUUCAAGAGAUCUUGAGUUUGUAGUUGUAGUUUUCAGCUGGUAAUUGCAGCACUACCUGGAGCAGACUUCAGUGGUGUUCUGUCAGGCUAAUUAGUCACUAAUACCACCGGUAGUUUUACUUGUGACGGGGUCGUUGGACAGGAACACCCCAAAUCAGCAUUGUACAACUGAGCUGUGUUUUAGUUUCAUCAGUGAAGCAUCCCUACACAGUAUGUUAGAUUAGGGACUAUGCAGUGUCCCAUUUUGAAGGCUAGCCUUUGGAGCCUUCAGUUUAAGUCACCAUUUCAACUAUUUUUAACUAAGUUCUGUGUCAAGUUUGUGUAUUUUAAUUAAGAAAUUUGUGGUAUGGGACAGUUUUUUACCUCUCAUUCACUUUCACUACUAUUCUAAGGCGAAGCUUUUCUCUCUUUAGAGGGUUAUUAUAAAGACAAGCUUGGGUAUUCAGUAAUGUUAAAUUUUGUAUUGUGUAGAUGUGAAAUGGCUUCAAGCAUGGUGGCAAUAGCUAGUGGUAAGCGUUUAUUGCCAAAUAAUUGCAUUUAGCAGGCUGCCAUGAUCAUGCUCCAGCUGACAGAGGACAAGCGGUGAGUCCUAGACAGACCGAUCACUUUGCCAUUCUGUUGUAAUUAUGAUGUAACUAGUAAGUAAGAGUAAUAUAUUACAAAUAUAUUGCUUUGUUUGUGCUUUCCCAUGAAGUGCACUCUUAAUGUAUUCUUGGAUAUUCAGGCAGCUGAAUAUGUGGAAGCAAGGAGUACAUCACAGUUGGGAUGGUCUUCCCGUAGACUUGCAUUAUAUUACUCAGCUGAGAAUACAAAGACCAGCAAUACUUCAUGUGCUGUCUUCAGAAAGUGUUACAGGGACAGAUUAGGGUCUCUCUUACUAUUUUCCAGCAAUUAUUUUAUGCCAGUGUUUUGCUAUAGUGAAGAUGCUCACUGAUUACAGAAGUGGAGGCUGUAUGACCAAAUUUUCUCCCAUGUGAUUUAAGAGAGUUCAAACAACUUUCUCAACCUGGCACUCACUAUAAGCAGGGGAAAGAAAAUAAGGAGAAUAGUAUGUGCUAUUUUUAUCAUUUGCUGAUAAGCUCUAUUUUAAAAUAAUUGUAAAUAAACCUUCAUAUCUUCAGCUUUUUUUCUUUACUUGCUACUGAUUAAAUUGGCAAUUGAAGGG
Molecule: messenger RNA, 6469 nt
Organism: Cygnus olor (mute swan)
Lineage: Eukaryota; Metazoa; Chordata; Aves; Anseriformes; Anatidae
Gene: CDCA2
Product: cell division cycle associated 2
Exons: 17
Coding region: 527-3691 (1054 amino acids)
Biological process (GO): regulation of mitotic nuclear division; regulation of chromosome segregation
Cellular component (GO): chromosome; nucleus
Source: RefSeq, a predicted model, not a curated record